UUACCAAAACGCUCUAUUGUACCUAAUGUUGUGUUCUUCAGUUCCUUUCCAAUUCCUUGUGCAGCAUCUUUGACUAAAUCAGCACCCCAUGCACCAAAUUGUCUCACAGGAGCCGCUAUUGAUGGUGAAGGAGAUGGAGAUGGCGAUGGAGUUGGUGAUGGUGAAGGAGAUGGAGAUGGUGAAGGAGAUGGAGUUGGCGAUGGUGUUGCUGCUUUCGCCUUUCUAUCAGCUUCUUCCUUAGCCUUUCUAUCUGCUUCUUCUUUCGCCUUUCUAUCUGCUUCUUCCUUAGCCUUACGAGCUUUUUCUUUCUUCUUAAGUUCCUCUAGUUCUUUACGUUCAGCUUCUUCUUUCGCCUUUCGUUCAGCUUCUUCCUUAGCCUUACGAGCUUUUUCUUUCUUCUUAAGCUCCUCUAGUUCUUUACGUUCAGCUUCUUCUUUCGCCUUUCGUUCAGCUUCUUCCUUAGCCUUACGAGCUUUUUCUUUCGCCUUUCGUUCAGCUUCUUCCUUAGCCUUACGAGCUUUUUCUUCAUAA
Trichomonas vaginalis G3 is the source of this 531-nucleotide messenger RNA. RefSeq lists its product as uncharacterized. Lineage: Eukaryota; Parabasalia; Trichomonadida; Trichomonadidae. The record is from RefSeq and is a predicted model, not a curated record. The annotation marks the transcript as partial. The transcript has a single exon.